UUGGGCUGAGGUACUGGGUUUGCCCGCAAGGUGGCAGUGCAGCCACUUCAGUCUCCAACGAUAGAGGAAGUGACUCGGGGGAAAAAACAUCUUGAGCCAGCGAUGAAUUUAGACCGCUCGCUUGCGAACAGCCAGCUGCUGUCUUCCGUGUCUGCGCACAGUAAUAACCCCAGUAAUACUCAUUAUUAUUAUUAUUAUUAUUAGCCCGAAGCUGUCCGCUUUCUCUAAUAAAGCUGUAAGGCUUGCUGUUCCUCUGAGAUCACAACCCCUCUCUCACAGACUGGCAGAGACAGAGAAAAGCGAUAAUUCAGCAACAUGGCGGACAGUGCUGGGGAAGAGCCGUCUCAGCAGCUUACAGCCGGCCCUGCUACCGCCGCCGCCUCUGCGGGAAUCGUCGCCACUGGCGGCGGUACCGCGGGAAUCCACUUCACUCAGAUCCUGCCGAGCUUCGGGAAUGCACUGGCGCAGAGUACCGGUGACUCCGCCGGGACCAGCCCGGGUCUGGUGGCCUCCACUGCAGCUGCGUCGGGGCACGGUUUCACGCCUGGUUCUGCUGUUAGUGGUACCACUGGGGAUGUCUCCCCGGCUUUCGGUGCUACUAUUGGUGUCGUCGGCACCGCAGUGGGUACUGCCAUCCUAGCCCCCUCGGCCGGCAUCGGGAACGCCGUCGCCUCUGCGAUCCCCAGCAUCGGUUUAGGUCUCACCGGCACAGACACCCCGAAUACAGCCACAGGUUUGCACCCCAUCGCCGGCUCCGUGGCCGGAGCGGGUUUGCUUUCCCAGCUUCACUCCACGUUCUGGGACCCGACCAUUAGCACGGACUGGGACAACGAGAAAGCGUCGCAGCAGUGUAUCCUGAGGAUCAAAAGGGACAUCAUGUCAAUCUACAAGGACCCCCCCCCAGGCAUGUUUGUGGUUCCAGACCCUCAUGACAUGACUAAGGUAAUUGGAAUUGGGGGGGGGGGAGUCACGUUACCUUCCGUGUUGUGCAGGACGUGGACCGGCCCGGCUUGGAGCCCGGCUCAGAGCAUCUCCUCGGUGCUCAUCUCCAUCCAGUCCCUGAUGACAGAAAACCCGUACCACAACGAGCCCGGCUUCGAGCAGGAGAGGCACCCCGGCGACAGCAAGAACUACAAUGAGUGCAUCCGCCACGAGACCAUGAGGGUGGCGGUGAGCGACAUGCUGGACGGGAAGUGCCCCUGCCCUGAGGCCCUGUGGAGCGUGAUGGAGAAGUCUUUUCUGGAGUACUAUGAUUUCUAUGAGGGAGUCUGCAAGGAGCGCCUUCACCUGCAGGGGCAGAGCAUGCAGGAUCCUUUCGGUGAGAAGAGAGGGCACUUUGACUACCAGAACCUGCUGUCCCGGCUCGCAGCCAUCCAACAGCGUGUGAAGGAGAAGUGCCAGAGCCAGGAGAACGACGCAGACACAGACUCGGACUCCAGUUCCACAGGGACCGACCCCGACAGCCAGGGCAGCUCCAAGCCCUAGGGACAGGGAGAGAAACUCUGAAACAGAACUCUUUUCGUAAGAGGUGCAAAGUUCCAGCUUUUUCUAACCUUUUUCAAGGAGACAAAAUAAGUUUGCUUGUUUUUUUUUUGUUUUUUUUUUGGGAAGCUAGGCCAUCUUAAUGAUGGCUGUAAGCUUCAAUGAGGAGUUCAUCGAUUUAAAUAAAUGCAUACGUAUACAUGAUAAUUAAAUAAAUACAAAUGUUUAUUAAAAAGACUGUUCUGGGGUUCCCGAAUGGUUCUGGCUGUCGACGUUCUAGAGGAUUCCAGAAGAGAACGUUCUGGAAUGAUUUAGCGUUCUAAAAGAAGCUGGGAGCACACUGCAGGAGGAGGAGGACGUUUCUGCUUAUUUUCAAAGACAGACGGCAUCUCAAACGAGACGUCAAGGGCUCUGUCUCUCUUUUCUCUAAAUGUCGCCGCAAAAACGUGUUUUGUUUUUCUUUCAACGGCGAAGCAUUGCUAGAGAUCUAAAGAGUUUAGCGUCUGAAACAGGAUCGGCGUGCAGAGGAACACGCCCCCUUGUGGCAACAACAACAACAACAACAACAACCACCACAACCACAACCACAACCAAAGAGCAGGAACAUGGACACAGGCCCUGUCCUGAGUUUGUCGUUUCAAACUACUGUCUUGUUCUUAUGAGUUAUUAUUGUUGUAUGAUUUGUUAAAGAGUACAAAAUAAUAUUAUUAGUGGUAAUGUUGAUGCCAAAAAAAAAAAAAAUGUUGUUCAUGAUAACAAAAGAUUAAAUGCCUAACUUGUGAUUUUUGUAGAUAGGCAACAGGUAAGUUUUAAUCAGACAUCAAGGACAAUAUUAUAGGGAUGGCAAUAAGACUCCUACUGCACAGCAGUUUCACCCAUUCCAGGUUUUACUACCAGCUUGAUCAGCCCCACUGUGUCUAGGUAACAAGCUAACGUGUGACUUAUUAAACUCUAAGUAAAACCAGGAGUUGAUCAAACCGCUAUGCAAUGAGAGUCUUAUUUCCAUCCCUGUAUUCUGCCCUUUAGGCAGCUCUCUGUUAACCAGGGAGGCCUCUCAAUUCUGAAUUCCUUCUGCUUUGCUUAAUUUCGUGCCUGAAAGCAGCUUCCGUUACCAGCUGUCACUGCUGGGAUGGUGCCUGGUUGUUGGGACGCUGUCAGACCGGCUCACAGACCCGGGUCAGGGCUAGUCUUGGACUGCCUUGCCUCGGCUAAGAUUAGCUUGUCCGGGUUUGGUGAUGAUCAGGGGUCUGUGGAAGGAGUCGUGUGUGUGUUUAACCCAACGUAAAAUAAAUGAUGGGAUGAAUUGUCCAUGUGCAGUUUCCAUCUGGCAGUGUUGCUGAGUGCAGGGUGUCUGUGUGCAUGCUGUCUGUGUGGUGCAAGUGUG
Molecule: messenger RNA, 2866 nt
Organism: Polyodon spathula (Mississippi paddlefish)
Lineage: Eukaryota; Metazoa; Chordata; Actinopteri; Acipenseriformes; Polyodontidae
Product: ubiquitin-conjugating enzyme E2 Z-like
Exons: 6
Coding region: 316-1485 (389 amino acids)
Biological process (GO): negative regulation of apoptotic process
Cellular component (GO): nucleus
Molecular function (GO): cysteine-type endopeptidase inhibitor activity; ubiquitin conjugating enzyme activity
Source: RefSeq, a predicted model, not a curated record